Messenger RNA from Hemibagrus wyckioides, 1837 nucleotides. RefSeq names its product retinoid X receptor, gamma b (gene rxrgb). Lineage: Eukaryota; Metazoa; Chordata; Actinopteri; Siluriformes; Bagridae. The record is from RefSeq and is a predicted model, not a curated record. Bases 166 to 1494 code for a protein of 442 amino acids. The transcript has 10 exons. Gene Ontology annotation, biological process: anatomical structure development; retinoic acid receptor signaling pathway; cell differentiation. Gene Ontology annotation, molecular function: zinc ion binding; nuclear receptor activity; retinoic acid-responsive element binding. Gene Ontology annotation, cellular component: nucleus; RNA polymerase II transcription regulator complex.
GGGCCCCAGUCAGGCCAGGCUGCUCUGACUGUAGCUUCCCUUCACUUACUCCGGUCAGCGGAAUGGACGGAGAUGCCGCUGUGUGAGUCCGAGCGACUCUACAGCCAUCCGAGAAAGAGGAAAAAGAAGAAGAAGAGGUCAGCGGAAAUACGGAAAUAACUAGAGAUGGACAACAAUGACGCCUAUUUACAUCUCAACUCACCUGGGGCACUUAACUCCUCCCUCUCACAGCCUCCACCAAUGGGCUCCAUGAUGGGUCACUCAUCCGUCAUCAGCACCUCACGCCCCCUCCCUUCACCUAUGGGCUACUCGGUCAUCGCUUCGUCUAUGAGCUCGCCCCCUGUCUCACUGCCCUCCACACCUGCCAUGGGCUAUGGCGCCCUCAACAGCCCACAGAUGAACUCUCUGAACAGUGUGAGCAGCUCAGAGGAUGUGAAGCCUCCACCUGGUCUUCCAUCUCUGGCUAACAUCAGCAGCUACCAGUGCACGAGUCCUGGCUCCAUGUCCAAGCACAUCUGCGCCAUCUGUGGUGAUCGCUCUUCAGGAAAACACUAUGGUGUGUACAGCUGUGAGGGGUGCAAAGGUUUCUUCAAGAGAACCAUCCGAAAAGACCUGACCUACACGUGCCGAGACAGCAAGGAGUGUCUGAUCGAUAAGCGCCAGCGCAAUCGCUGCCAGUACUGCCGCUACCAGAAGUGUCUGGCCAUGGGCAUGAAGAGGGAAGCGGUUCAGGAAGAGAGGCAGCGUGGGAAGGAGAAGAGCGAUACUGAGGUGGAAUCGACCUGCAGUUUUAAUGAAGACAUGCCUGUGGAGAAGAUCCUGGAUGCUGAGCUCGCAGUGGAACCCAAGACAGAAACACACACAGAUGACAGUCAGGGAAACUCUACAAAUGACCCGGUCACUAACAUCUGCCAGGCAGCAGACAAGCAGCUCUUCAUGCUAGUUGAAUGGGCGAAAAGGAUACCACACUUCUCUGACCUUCCCCUGGAUAAUCAGGUCAUUCUACUCCGAGCAGGCUGGAACGAGUUGCUCAUUGCCUCCUUCUCGCACCGCUCAGUCACAGUAAAAGAUGGUAUCCUGCUGGCUACAGGUCUCCAUGUGCACCGGAGCAGCGCACACAGUGCUGGAGUGGGCUCCAUUUUUGACAGAGUGUUGACUGAGCUGGUGUCUAAGAUGAAGGACAUGCAGAUGGAUAAGACGGAGCUGGGCUGCCUCAGAGCCAUUGUUCUCUUUAACCCUGAUGCUAAAGGUCUGUCAAACCCAGCUGAGGUGGAGGUACUUAGAGAAAAAGUAUACGCCUCGCUGGAGUCUUACACCAAGCAAAAAUAUCCCAGCCAGCCCGGCAGGUUUGCUAAGCUCUUACUGCGUCUCCCCGCUCUGCGCUCCAUUGGACUGAAGUGUCUAGAGCAUCUCUUCUUCUUCAAGCUGAUUGGAGACACUCCCAUAGACACCUUCCUCAUGGAGAUGCUUGAGGCACCGCAUCAGAUAACAUGACACAAGCCCCGCCCCCUCUUCCUUUUCUUUUUGUAAAUACAUCCACAUGAUACCCGGGAAUGAACGAACUUGACGGAGGAUGGAAGUUCCAUGUUUUUGUACAAAUCACAGCCUGAUGUGAGCGAUGCCAGGGUGGGAGGAAGCUCAUGAGGAACUCUGUCAGAAUGAAUUUUAAUAGAUUUGUUUGGAAAAUAAUUUUCUCUUGUAAAUAGAUCAUUUUCAGGCAUCUGGUCUAACAGCAAAACAACGGCAGGACAUUUAUUUUGUUGAAAAAACAAAUUACAGAAUUUCUAAAAAACAAAAAACUGCCUCGUGUCUGAAUAAAAUAUUUAAAUUUGCAGUG